Effrenium voratum is the source of this 3334-nucleotide messenger RNA. NCBI's taxonomy places the organism in Eukaryota, Dinophyceae, Suessiales, Symbiodiniaceae. The record is from the annotation of a GenBank genome assembly.
CCAGAGUGAGACGCCAAUGAGUGAGAGCAGAAGGAAGCACUUGGACAUGCGCCUUGGGUUAUGGCCGUGCGCCUCAGGUGCUGGCUCCGUUGCCAUGAGUGGCCGCGGCAGCUGCAGCUCUCACGGGCCACCAGGCGAAUCACCGUUGGUGUGCCCGAUCGAGUCAAAGGCCUAUACCGAGCGGCCACAGCGCCUUCACAGCCGAUUUCCCUGCAGGACAAGGUUGAGCAUUGCCUCUUGCGGCUGGAGCAGAUCUCGUCAGAGAGGGCGGAUCCGCUGAAGCCUCGAUACCAGCGGUUGCUGAAGGAGGUCUACCAGGCGCGGGGGGCGCUGAGCUCGCCGCAGCUGCUGCGGGUGCUGGCCAUGCUCUCUCAGCAUCCCUUGGUCUUGUACUCGGAUGCAGCGAGGCCGCUGCUGGAGACGGCCACGCAGCGCUUGGCGGUUGCCAAGUUGGAGAACCCGAGCGCUAGCCAGCUUGCUGGCGCCUGCCUCUCCUUGGCUUUCAUCGCCGCAAGCAAGCCGGCCCUGGAGCGAGAGCCCCAGAAGGCCGCGCUGCGGCUGCUGCUGCCCAGAGCGCUGGAGGCGCAGCUGUCGCCUUCCACAUCACCUGCUGGGUUCCUCACGCAGCCGCUUUUGGCUGCGGCUCUGCUGCCGCUGGAGGUGGAUGUGUCAGCCGCCGCAAGUGUGGUUCUCAACGAGGAGAGCUUCUGGCGGAUAGGGCGGGCCGGCGGGCCGGGAGGCGCCCAGAGCAAGCAGCUCGCCCAUGCGGUGGCGGCGCUUGGUAUGCUGAAGGACCAGGGGGCCGUGCUGCCGUCCAACACGGUGCAGCGGGUGCAGCGGCUGCUGGACCUGGAUCGCGUGGCGGCGGAGCUCCCGGAGCUGGUGCUCAUGUUCCAAGGCCUGCGGGGCUUGUCCCUUGACGAGACCCGGCUGGGCCUUGGCCUCCGGGACUUGCAGCGGGCGAGGCUGGCGCUGCGAGGCGCCGGUGCGGUGCCGGUGCUGGAGCUCUGCGAGGUCCUGCAGCUCCUGCUGACCUGCGGCAGGCUGACUCCAGAGGAGCCCUUUGUUUUCGACUACUUCCGCUUGGCAGCGAACAACGUGGACAGGCUACUGCGCGGCGAGCGCCGACUGUUGAAGAGCUCGCUGGAACACUUGGCGACCCAACUGGGCUUGGAGCCAGGCGUCUCCUGGACAGACCUAGCGCAGGCACCAGCCUUCCCGGCGAGCUCGCAGGAAGCUGCAGUGUGCCAGCUGGCCAGGUUUGACUGGUUUUCUCGCAAGAGUCGAGCACAGAUUCCGUGGUCCAAACAUCGCGGCCGCCUACGAUGAGGCGCCUUCGACCCUCGACUCCAUGGGCAACUGCCACACCGGAGAGGCGAUUGGGCAGUUUUGCUCAGCCUUUCAGGGUGGUUUGAAAGUCAAGUGGCUUUUUCCCACUCUAAGCUUCAUCAUGGACAUCAUGGGCAUUGAGGACCAGGACCACGAGAGCCUCCCAUGCUGUUGGACCUACGUGUCAGUUUGCCUCCUCAUGCCUUGAACGGUAUGCUCAAUGCGGUGUUUCUUCCCUGCUACACACUCUACUACGAUGAAAUGGGAUGGUCCAUUGUUCGCGCAGGUUUGGCAAUCACCGUGAACUUCAUACUACGCAUCCCCGUGCAACAGCUGCUGCUACGAGCCGGAUUGUGGGUGGCUGUGCCAUUGGCCAUGGUCAACUUGACAUUUACUACACGACCAGUGAGUGGGCGGUGUUUGCAGAAAUUGCAAUCAUGUCUGGCAUUGACCUCACUUGCGCCGUGGAAGGGAUGGCCUUCGAGGCGUUUGGUGCCUCAGAAGUGCAGGGCCAGACAGGCGACGUCAACCACCUUGUCCGUCUUCACCAUCUGUAUUGCCCUCUCUUGUACCAUCGGUGGUCUUAUUUACGACACGCUUGGUUGGAAAGGCAUGGCCACAUUUCACACUGCUGGUGAAGCACUCCUUCUCCUCCUCCUGUGCUUCGAGCCAGCUUGUCGGGUGUCAUUCAAGGAGGCUUUCUUCCCCACAAAGGAAGACAAUGACACAACUGACGCUGAAAAAGGCCCAGACGUACUAGAAGGGGGGCUUUUCGUGCAUGUUGACCCCGCCAACUGCAGCAACUUCACCUCUCCGAGGAUCCAAAAGAUGGGGGCAUGCUGGCACUUCCAGGCGAAGUCAUGCAGCAUCUUGACAGCAAUCCCCUGCACCAUUCCCAAGACGCCGAGCCCCGGCGCAGCGUGCGAACCAGCCGCCAGAGCCGCCACAGCCGUCGGGGCAGUCGGCUGAGCCAAAGCAAUCAGCGCCCAAGAGCUGGAAGCGACGGAAGCGAUAAGCACGGACGUGCAAGAGCUGGUAGUCACGUGUCACAUGUUGCCCUUUUGUCGGAAGGUGGGGAAGCCUUCUGUCACCACUUCGGGGCCAGAAACAGCUUGCCAGCGGAAAUCCUGGGAGCUACACUUCAAGACGCGGGCCCAGACCCGACUGAGGAGCCCCGCCUGCAGCAAUCAGCGUUGGCAGUGGUCCCAGCCCCGACCGUGGAGGACCCCCUUCCCACGUCAAGAGCUCGGAUUCCACGGGAUGUGAGGCUUCCUGCCUUCUUGGUGGUGCUUUGUGCUACCUACAACAACACCGCCUAUCCCUUAGAGUUCAACACCUUCGCAAUUUACUUCGAGCAGGUACACAACUGGAACGAAGCUACCUGGGCAAGCCUUGCCGCAGGGGAUUUGCUGGCGGCGAUUGCCAUAAAACUGAUUCCCAUGCUGUUCAAGAGCCGCUAUGAUCCAGAUGAAGCCAGCUGCUGCCGACGCUUCUGGCACAACAUCACCUCGAACCCCUGCAACUUGAGCCUUAUCUUGUUCACAUAGCUCCUGUUCAACCUUGGGAUGUUGAGUCCAGUGUUGCCAGUGGCCAUUGUUCUACUCGAUGGGGGACUCAAACACCUUCUUGGCUAUGCAAAUCGCGGGCAGAACCGUCUCAAUUCAAUUGGUGGUGCCGUGGCCGGUGUUUUGGGGACCUGGCUCUACACCAUCGACCCUUGACGCCCUUCAUGUUCACUUCUGCCUUGGCAGCGGUGGUUCUGGUAGUGUGCGCUGCCGGGUUUUGCGCCCGCCCAAUGUUGGGUACCCAUUUUUGACCCGCAGCCAUUUUGGGCAGCCAUUUUGGGCGGAGGCUUGGAAAGUUUGGCCGGAUGGCCAACGCUCCGGUCCUCCUCUGGGGCCUGGAGCAGUUUCUGAUGGUUUAGGAGGUUCACUCUUUAAACACACAUUUGUCCAUGCCAAAACAGUCCUUUACUUCCAACCAGCUCAUCUUUCAAGCCCUGCGC